Symsagittifera roscoffensis is the source of this 1248-nucleotide messenger RNA. RefSeq lists its product as uncharacterized. The transcript is spliced from 3 exons. The coding region runs from base 53 to 1216 and encodes 387 amino acids. The record is from RefSeq and is a predicted model, not a curated record. NCBI's taxonomy places the organism in Eukaryota, Metazoa, Xenacoelomorpha, Acoela, Convolutidae.
UUUGAGGGAAGAACAACCGACCGUUACAACGCCCUCUUAUAGUGUUUCAAAGAUGGAAAUUGGCGACGUGUUUGAGACAUCCAGCUCAGUUCUUCUUCAAACGACAAUAGCUUCUGCCUUGUCGGAACAAGACAAAUCAAAAGUUUCUAUCGAAAAUCAAAUAGACGUAGAAGUUGGCACCAACCAACCUGAAACCAACUUUCCCAAUGAAAACCAAAAUAAAGGCGAAAAAGACGAACAAAUGCCAGACUAUGUUAACGAACCAGAUCCAAACGAAUCCAGAGUUUUUGUUCCAACCAAGUCUAAAAAUGAAAUGUUCAGAUCAACUUCAAAAGAUUUAAUAAGAAAUGCGAACUCAAAUGAAGAUUCGGAGAACAGGUCAGCAACUGUGGGUCCAAAAAUUGCACUGGGUAGAAACUGCGACUCGAAUUGGACUUCUUGGACCGAAUGUCUUCCCGAUAGUUUUUGUGGACCCGGGCACAAAAACAGAAGUCGAACUGAUGAGUCGUGUGAGUUGAAGACCGAGAUUGAACCCUGCUCGGCUAACCCGUGUUUGAAAAUAUCCGACGUGGAAUACGGGGCUGCUUUGAGUUUCUGCUCCAAAUCUUGCGGAGGGGGGUCCCAAUUGAAGACUGCCGCUUGUCUCCAGAUGGAUAUAGGCGCAUACGCCAGAGACCUGAAAAACAGCCAGAGCGUAUCAGAUCCGCCUGAGGUGAAGUACUUUGAAGUUGAUCAGAAAGUAUGUGUUUUGAACGGGGUUGCCAAUUCGAGCGAGUUUUAUUCGAAACAAGCCACAUGUUGCGAGCAUCGAUGCAAUUUUGAUAAAGGUGAAACCUUUGGUCGAUUGUCGAAUAAAGCUGUGACGAUGACUUAUGAAAGCGACCCCACUCGAGACACAGUUUUCACUAAACAACAUGGACAGCAAUUCUGCUUAAACCACAUUGCUAUAAUCGACCUCGAAAUUCCACAACUAGCAAACUAUCUCUGCAAUCACAUUGGAAAAAACGGCGGAAGUUCAAAUCCAAGUUUGGUGUUUGAAAAAGAUAGAGGCGUGCCUGUUGAAUGUACAUGCUCAGGAGGGUUCAUCGACCUUCUAGUCUAUCGAAAACAAUCCAAUUCUGAAGGUCAAAUGGGAUCAUCAGACGAAGUCGAAAUUGCGUGGACAACUGCUCUUAGAUUUGGAAAUGCGCAACAAUUUGUAUCACUGCAAUGUUAAUUUGAACAAUUGUUUACAUAAACCGAAAAUGU